Molecule: messenger RNA, 270 nt
Organism: Phytophthora sojae
Lineage: Eukaryota; Oomycota; Peronosporomycetes; Peronosporales; Peronosporaceae
Exons: 1
Source: RefSeq, a predicted model, not a curated record
AUGAGUUCCAAUACCACGAUCGCCUUCACGACCAAGCUUCGCAAGUUCGACGGCUCAGGCUAUCGCGUCUGGGCGCGCCAACUCCAGCUGUAUCUGGAAGUGAAGGACGUGUGGGGCGCUGUGCUGAAGCCUGCACCGACGUCGCUGCAACUGGCAAACGAAGAGUCCGGACAAGCUGAUCGUCCGUUACAGCAGAGAGAACGGCCGCUGCAUCAACUGGAGCUUCAGCGGAAGCUCGCCAUGACGAUCAUCCUGUCCGCGCUGACGGAC